AUGUCAAGAAUCUGCAUACAAUUCUUGGAUCGAUUCGACUCGCAGUUAGUCAGAUCAGAGAUUCUUAUAAACAUCGGGACAUUUGAAAUGGAGUUAUCAAACAACAUUGCUACAGCCUUGAUGAAUUCCAUGAAAAAUGCAUCUGAUUGGGUGACAUUUGCAUACGAUGCGCCUUUUGCUCGAGCUGUUGUUUUUGGAGUCCCCAUUGGAGGACAUUUGUUUGUGGAAGGUCUAUUACUUGUAGUUAUUCUCUUCUUACUAUCUCAAAAGAGUUACAAGCCACCUAAACGCCCUUUAACAAAUAAGGAAAUAGACGAAUUAUGUGAUGAAUGGGUACCCGAGUCUCUUAUUCCACCUAUAAAUGAAGAGAUGGAAACGGAAGCUCCAGUAUUGGAGAGUGCUGCAGGACCACAUACAAUAAUAAAUGGUAAAGAAGUGGUGAAUUUUGCUUCUGCGAAUUACCUAGGAUUGAUGGGAGAUGACAAGUUACUUGAGUCAUGUACUUCUGCUCUCGAGAAAUACGGUGUUGGUUCCUGUGGUCCUCGUGGAUUUUACGGAACAAUUGAUGUUCACCUUGAUUGUGAAGCAAGAAUAGCGAGGUUUCUAGGAACGCCUGAUUCCAUACUUUAUUCUUAUGGACUUUCGACUAUGUUUAGUGCAAUUCCAGCAUUUUGCAAGAAAGGAGAUGUUGUUAUUGUAGAUGAAGGUGUUCACUGGGGCAUACAGAAUGGGUUAUAUCUAUCUAGAAGUACAAUCAUAUACUUUAAGCACAACAACAUGGAGUCCUUACAAACUACACUUGAGAAAGUCACCCAAGACAACAAACGAACUAAGAAGUUGAGACGCUACAUCGUGGUUGAAUCUGUAUAUCAGAAUUCAGGUCAAAUCGCACCACUUGAUGAGAUAAUCAGGCUGAAAGAGAAGUACAGAUUCCGUGUUUUAUUAGAUGAAAGCAACUCUUUUGGGGUUCUUGGUGGAUCUGGUAGAGGUUUAACUGAACACUACAAUGUUCCCGUUGAGAAGGUGGAUAUAAUAACAGCUGCUAUGGGACAUGCAUUGGCCUCAGAAGGUGGAUUCUGUACAGGAAGUAAUAGAGUUAUCGAUCACCAACGGCUGAGCAGCUCUGGUUAUGUGUUCUCGGCUUCUCUCCCACCAUACUUAGCAAGUGCUGCAAUUACUGCGAUUGAUGUGAUAGAAGCAAACCCUAAACUUCUAACAAAGUUAAGGGACAACAUCAAGACAUUAUUUACAGGGUUGUUGGGAAUACAAGGAUUAAAACUUGCAAGUGAUAUACUUUCACCUAUUGUGUUCCUAGUAUUGAAGGAAUCUACAGGGUCUAUGAAGAGUGAUCUUCAGUUGCUUCAGGAUAUUGCUGAUCGGGUAUUGAAGGAACAUUCGGUUUUUGUGGUACCUUCUAGAAGAUCGACACUUGAUAAAUGCAAGCUGCCUGUUGGGAUUAGAUUGUUUGUGUCGGCUGCUCACACGGAAUCUGAUUUAAGGAAAGCAUAUGAAGCACUGAAGACUGUUGCUGCUUCAGUACUCACGCCUCAAAACUGAAUACCAAAUUGCAGGAAAUUUCUUCUUUUUUCCAUUUUUUUUCAUAAAAAAAACCAUUAAUUUAUUUGAUAGUUUAUUGUAUCAUUCUUGACAUAUCUAAUUGAUUUUCUUCAUAAUUUUGUUUCCUUAUUGACACUUAGCUUCUUUUUACGCCAGCUGGAAUGAAAUCUUAAUUUAUUCGUUU
Molecule: messenger RNA, 1741 nt
Organism: Lactuca virosa
Lineage: Eukaryota; Viridiplantae; Streptophyta; Magnoliopsida; Asterales; Asteraceae
Source: the annotation of a GenBank genome assembly